AUGGGGCCGUCCCAGGAGGGGCCUCUUCCAGAGGGACUGUCCCCUGCAGGGAAGCGCAGGUGGGCCAUAGCAGGGAGAGCACUGAUGACACUCCUGCUUCUCGGCCUGAUGGUCACCUCCGCUGUGCUCCUGGUCUACGUCUUCGGGAGCUGUGGUCCUCGUCACUGUGACAACCCCGUGUGCCAGGACCUGGUGGCCCAGUACCUAGCUUCAGGAAACACUAGUGUGGACCCCUGCUCUGACUUCUUCAGCUUCACCUGCAGAAACACACAAGGGACCAGGGACUCUGUCCAAGCUCUUUUGGAGGAGAACAAGAACUGGCUCCGGAGGAUUCUGGAGACCCAGAGUCCCUGGCCCCCAGGCUCUAGCAAGGAGAAAGCCUUCCAGUUCUACAGCUCCUGCAUGGACACAGAGGCCAUCGAGGCUGCAGGGACUGGACCCCUCAGGCAAGUUAUUGACGAGCUUGGAGGCUGGCAGAUCUCGGGGAACUGGACUUUCAUGGACUUUAACAGAACGUUGACCCUUUUGAUGAGUCAGUAUGGCCACUUCCCAUUCUUCAGAGCCUCCCUGAGAACGCGGCAUAGCCCUCCAUACACACCGGUCAUUGAGAUAGACCAGCCCAAGUUUGAUGUCCCCCUCAAGCAAGAACAAGAACAGAAGAUAUAUGCCCAGAUGGUGCGGGAGUACCUGACCUACCUGAACCAGCUGGGGACCCUGCUGGGAGGGUCUCCUGACAAGGUACAAGAGCACGCCGGCAUCUCCAUCUCCAUCACCUCAAGGCUCUUUCAGUUCCUGCGGCCCCUGGAGCAGCAGCAGGAGAGGGUGGUCACCAUUGCUCAGCUGCAGGAAAUAGCCCCCGCCAUUGACUGGUUGUCCUGCUUGCAAGCGACCUUCUCACCGAUGCCCCUGAGCCCCUCUCAGCCCCUCAUGGUCCAUGACCUGGAAUAUCUGAGAAACAUGUCACAGCUGGUGGGAAGCCUGCAGCUGAGACACAGGGAAUUCCUGCAGAGCCACAUGAUCCUGGGGCUAGUGGCCACCCUCUCUCCUGCCCUGGACAGCAAGUUCCAGGCAGCCCGCCAGGAGCUGAACGAGAAGCUGAUGCAGCUCAUGAAGCAGCUGCCUGUGCCCCUGCCCCCCCGAUGGAUCAAGUGUGUGGAGGACACCAGCACCUUCUUCCAGCCCACGCUGGCGGCCCUGUUUGUCCGAGAGACCUUUAGCCUGCAGACCAGGAGAGCUGCCUUGGCACUCUUCUCAGACAUCAGGGAAGCCUGGCUGGACCGCAUCCAGAGGUUGCCCUGGAUGAGCGAGGGAGCGAGAAAGGAGGCCACGGACCGGGUCACGCAGCUGCAGGUAAAGAUGGGGGCCCCAGAGUGGGUUCAGGAGCCAGAAGUGAUCACACAGGGGUACCCUGAGGUCCAGCUGGGCACCAGCUUCCUGCAGCUCUUCCUGAGCUGUGUCCGAGCCCACCGAGCCAGGACAGUCCGGAGUUCCCUGCAGCGCUCCCCGCAGCACAGCUGGCACCAGCCCCCCUGGGGCGUCAACGCCUACUACUCUGCAUCGGACCACACAGUAGUCUUCCCGGCUGGGCUCCUGCAGCCCCCAUUCUUCCAUCCAAGCUAUCCCAGGGCAGUGAACUUCGGUGCCACAGGCAGCAUCAUGGCCAACAAGCUCCUGCAUGCCUCCAGGCUCUUGAUCCCCGGAGGCUGCCCAGGUUGUGAUGCCCACGGCCUGCAGGAGAUGCUACAAUGCCUGGCCCGCCACUCCACUGCCCGGUCCCUGCCCCCAGAGACCUCCUUCAGCCACUGGCACACCCUUCAGGAGGAUGCCAUGGACCUGGGAGCACUGGCCAUUGCACUGCAGGCUUACAACCAGAAGUUGCUUCAACACCGUGGGGAGACCACCCUGCCCCAACUGGACCUCAGCCCGAGGCAGCUGUUCUUCCGAAGCUAUGGCCAGGUGAUGUGCAAAGACCCCGAGCGACACGACCCACAAGACCACCACAGCCCUACCCCACUUCGAGUCCACGGGCCGCUCAGCAACACCCCGGCCUUUGCUAGGUACUUCCACUGUCCACAAGGGACCCUCAUGAACCCCUCCAGCCAUUGUCAGCUCUGGUGA
Messenger RNA from Elephantulus edwardii (Cape elephant shrew), 2118 nucleotides. RefSeq names its product Kell blood group, metallo-endopeptidase (gene KEL). Gene Ontology annotation, molecular function: metalloendopeptidase activity. Gene Ontology annotation, cellular component: plasma membrane. The transcript is spliced from 18 exons. Gene Ontology annotation, biological process: protein processing. The record is from RefSeq and is a predicted model, not a curated record. Bases 1 to 2118 code for a protein of 705 amino acids. Lineage: Eukaryota; Metazoa; Chordata; Mammalia; Macroscelidea; Macroscelididae.